Aphanomyces invadans is the source of this 246-nucleotide messenger RNA. RefSeq lists its product as hypothetical. The coding region runs from base 1 to 246 and encodes 81 amino acids. The transcript has 4 exons. Lineage: Eukaryota; Oomycota; Saprolegniomycetes; Saprolegniales; Verrucalvaceae. The record is from RefSeq and is a predicted model, not a curated record.
AUGGACAUUUUCGGGGAAUCGACGUCGACCCAGACCAAGAUUAUUGGAGUGCUCUCUCUGCUCUUCCUCUUUUUCGUGUUUCUCAUCAUGAUCACGUGGGACAGGUAUGGCAAAGAAGUGAGCGCGUUGUACGAAGCACGCCUGGAGAAUACAAGUCGGCCAGCAGAUCCCGACGACGACGAGUUCAAAGCGUACAAGAGCUUGCCCACGUUCUUUUACGAGUAUGCUAAAAAGAAGAAGUCAUAA